UUGUUGUGGGUUCCGUCAAGGUCCAUCUCAGCCAAAACUGUAUAAAGGCGACGAGUUUUUGCAUCUUUAUACUGUUGACAGAACGGCGGAGCUGACGCGCGGGACUAUUAGUUCAAAUCAAAUUUAUACGUCAUCAUGCAUUUUUCGGUUGGUGUUGCUAUUUUGCUCAUCUGCUCGACCCUACUAGAGGCCGUGCCAACGCCUCAAAUCAAAAGCAUUCCGAAGCAACCGUGGAGACCCAAGGCCAUUCGUGAAAAGGAAGCAGCUGCCAGGGCAGCCGAAGAAGUCGCUAGAGCAGCUGAGGAGGCCGCCAGAGUAUCGGCAGAAGGGACCACCGAAGUAGCCGAGGACGUCACCGAGAUUUUACAAGGGGCCGCAUUAAAUGAAAUUAUGGAAGAUACGACAUUAUUAGCGGAAACCUUCUCCGAUAAUAAUGAAAACGAUUCUUCAACCGUGACCGAAGAGCCAUCUGAUAUCAAUGCUAUUGUUUCUACUACUACAACUACGCAAAAGAACAUCGUAGAAAACUCGCCAUUACCUACUGGUGAAAAAAAAACUGCCCGAAAAUUAGUUUUAUCCGCUGGCGGAAAGCCUGAAGUCACAACACAGAAAACAGCGGCUCAGAUUACCAGCGUUGAUGGAGAUGAAACCGUUUGCAGAUUGUCGUUGCGAGGAAAGCCCUGCGCUUGUCGUUUCGAGAAGACCUGUCGCUGUGAUUGCGGAAGGAUCACAGCAAUGAAACAGGACUCGGCUGGUAACCCAGGAAAAUCCAGCAGAAUAAGAAGCCUUAGAAUUCGAUUUUCAAAAUUGAAUAAACCUUCAACUUUCUAAUUAUUUUAUAAAAAUCUUUUUACCUUUAAAAUUGUGUUUUUGUUGUAUGUUAAACAGUUGGUGUUCUGACGGGCACAGAAUUUCUUUUCUCCAGUUUCUUAUUACAUUUGAUUCGCCAUCUUGUAUACCCCGCGGUUUGAAUUUCUGAUGUAAACAAAAAAUUGAUUCUAUCUGUGUGAUUAUAGUGCACUUUAAAAAGGAUGGAAUAAAGAUGGAAAAAGAAAUGGCCUUGGUGAGUGAA
This is a messenger RNA of Daphnia pulicaria, 1072 nucleotides long. RefSeq lists its product as uncharacterized. Lineage: Eukaryota; Metazoa; Arthropoda; Branchiopoda; Diplostraca; Daphniidae. The transcript is spliced from 3 exons. The record is from RefSeq and is a predicted model, not a curated record. The coding region runs from base 136 to 831 and encodes 231 amino acids.